Molecule: messenger RNA, 2519 nt
Organism: Lampris incognitus (smalleye Pacific opah)
Lineage: Eukaryota; Metazoa; Chordata; Actinopteri; Lampriformes; Lampridae
Product: cytosolic 5'-nucleotidase 3-like
Exons: 9
Coding region: 145-1020 (291 amino acids)
Cellular component (GO): cytoplasm
Molecular function (GO): magnesium ion binding; 5'-nucleotidase activity
Source: RefSeq, a predicted model, not a curated record
CCCGUCCGUCCUCAAGUUAUGCAAGUAAGCGCCACUGACUCCAGCUAACGCAGAGUGAUCCUCUAAAAGUAGAAUAACCCUGCUUGCCAUUGAUGACACGCCUUGUUAUAGAAUUAAGGCUUUAUUAAUCGAAAAAACAUCUCCAUGAAAAUGAUUCCCGAGUUAUCCAACCCGUCGGUGCACAUGAGGGACCCUCAAAGGGUAGAGGAGAUCCUACAAGCUAUGAAGAAAGCUGGCUCUAACACCAUACAGGUGAUCUCAGACUUUGACAUGACGCUGACUAGAUUUGCAUACAAUGGAAAGCGCUGUCCCACUUGUCACAACAUUUUGGACAACAGCAAUCUCAUCAGCGACGAAUGUAAAAAACAGCUGAAGGAACUGCUCAACAUAUACUAUCCUAUAGAGAUUGACUCUUCACGGUCAAUAGAAGAGAAGCUGCCCCUCAUGGUGGAGUGGUGGACAAAAGCUCAUGAACUUCUGGUGCAACAGAAGAUCAGGAAAGACCUUUUGGCCAAAGUGAUUCGGGAGUCAGAUGCCAUGCUAAGGGAUGGCUACAAGCUGUUCUUUGACCACCUGCAGGAGCACAGCAUCCCUCUUCUUAUCUUUUCUGCUGGGAUAGGAGACGUCUUAGAAGAGGUGAUUCUCCAGGCCGGGGUUUUCCACCCCAAUGUCAAAGUCUUCUCCAACUAUAUGGACUUUGAUGAGACCGGAGUGUUGAAGGCUUUCAAAGGAGAGCUGAUCCACAUCUACAACAAGAGGGAAGGCGCUCUGCUCAACACCGGCCAUUUCCAGGAGCUGCGGAUGCGUCCUAAUGUGCUGCUGCUGGGCGAUUCCCUUGGAGAUCUGACUAUGGCCGACGGGGUGCAAGACAUGGAGAACAUCCUCAAGAUCGGUUUUCUCAAUGACAAGGUGGAGGAGAGGAAGCCUUCUUAUCUGAACUCCUAUGACAUUGUGCUAGUGAAGGACGAGACCAUGGAAGUCCCCAACGCUAUUCUGCUCUACCUCACCGGCAGUAAAUGAACUAAGAACAUGCUUCACCUCACUGUCCGGUCAGUAUUGGACAAUCCACAUGAGGGAGUUGUCAUAUGUUUGAGGAAGCACCUUGCUUCAGAAAGUGCCAGUUCACAGUCUUCACAGCCAACCUGGAAAAGCUCUCUGUAUGAAUGUCAUUUUAGUAAAAGCUGCAGUUAUGCUAAUACGUUAGGGUUUUUUUCCCAAAAUUGUCUUGCCAGACCAUAUUUUUAAAAUCCUGUUGGCAACCACAGUUCAUGAGCAUCACAUAUCCCUCUAGUCCUUGUCUAGUGGCCCUCAGCCCAUGCUUGUAGUUCAGUGGAUUUUUUCAGCAAUAGCUGGGCAGAGAAGUCAAAAGAUGUCCAGUUAUAUGCACUGAUCAGCUAAUGUAUAGACUGUACUGUCAUGUAUUCAUGUGGUUACAAGAUGUUUUGAGUUUAUACUGUGUUGACAGAUUUUUUUUUUUUGAAUACUUGAUUUUUUUUUUUUCAAAGACAGGCUGUUGUCAUACAUCGUCUUGUAUUUUGGUUCUGAUUCUUAUGUGAUAUAAGGAUAAAGGGAAAAAUCACAGUACAUAUAAAGCAACACUCAAUUUUUGUCACAUCAGUUUGAAACGUCAGUUUUAAUUUUCUCUAAACCACCUCAGUUUUUACCCUUAGCGUAAAGUUUGUUAAUUUGUGUCACGUUCUUCACCAGUUAUAAUUAAUAUAAUACAAAUGUAAAUCCCCUAAUUAGCUAGUGAUUUCCACCCACAUAUUUCCUUAAGAGUCAUUGUUUAAUGCACAUAUUUCUUGAUAUGAUACUGCAGUCCCACCAAGUGGUGACAUUGAAGAACUGCACUCGUUUUAAAACGCAUGACGCGACCCUGGGUCCCAGGGUCCUCCCAGGCUCCCCAAGACCCAGGCUCCCUGGCUUCCAGGGAGCAGGGUGAGCGCUCUGGUUAAUGGACGGAGUGCUCACCAUUCAUUGAUCACUAUUGAUCACUAUUUGAGUAAGUUAAAAUUGGUCAUUAAUAUCUCAUUAAUGCGGAGUUGCCAAAUUUGUUGUGAAGAUAUUUUUCUGGAGGUGAAUUUAUGCCCAUUCCACUAAACUACAGCUGUUCAUUUCAUUUACAUUGUCCUGACCUAACAAUGACAUCUCUGUUGAAAUAGCAACAGGACUGACCACAUGAAAAAGACACUCCAGGAGGUGAUUUGUAAUUCUGUGCAAUCUCAACUGAAAAACGAAUUCAAAUUAAACAUGAGUCAAAAGAGAAUAGAACAGCAAAUAACUAAAGAACAUUUGAUUUUGUGUUUUGAAUUAAAAUUCAAAGGAGAGUUGCCUUUGCAACAAACAGGAUUUACUGUGAACUUCUACAUGUAACUCUUACAAUGAGGAUUUUUCUAAUUCUUUGGUAUAUUUUACGGUCAGUGCGUUUUUAGCAUACAGUGGUUUAAGCACUUCUUUUCUCAUCUGUUUCAAGACAAUACCUCUAAACGUGUUUCAGUUAUUUUCAAAAUAAAACACGA